GAUUUUGCAUCGGGUGUUGUGUUUGUCGGAAGUGGAGCAUCCGAUUAUUCUCUUUGCCAUUAGACGCGCGAGGAACGUUGAAUAGCUUGUUAAACAUCCACCCUUUAAAUAGAAUCUCUUUGAACUCGGAUGUUCCAUUUGCGGUGGUGGACCAUCCGGAAUAACGGUACAAUAAGAAUUUCCUUCCGUCAUAACCCACGAGGCGUGUGAUCGAGAAAAGAAAUUAUUUAUUCUCUCUUCUCCGAUUAAAGUAACCUCUCGUUAUCUUCAUCCAUCGAUACGUGAAAAGAAACUUUCUUAAUUCCAUGAAAAUCGUUCCGUAAUACGAUAUACAGGGAACUUGUAUCAAAAAUAAUAGGAGAGGACGUUUAAUCCUAUAAAAUUUCUUCUAAAAAUCUUUUCGCCCACGAAUGAUAUAAUGUCCUCUUUGCUUCUAUCGUUACCACACCACGACGUUGCAUUAUUAUGUUACGUAAUUAGAGUUGUGCAAGUUGAGCGAAACGAGGUAGCAAAAUAUAUAUAUAUAUACAAAAAGAGAAGUUUGAAUCGUCGUCUAUGAGAUUUCGAGAAAAAGAGAGAGAGAGAAAAGAAAAAGGAGUUCCGGAAUUGCAAUUCCUUCCCUUGGACGAAUCCGUGAAUCAACCGCAUCUUCGUGCCCGCACCCUAUAAUCGUAUCUCGUGCCGGAAACAAACGUGCUAUAGUGUAGACUGUUCGAAGCCGGCCUCCUCUUGUGCACGGACAAAAGACACCCCCACACGGGGUGGCGAUGUGGAGAGUGCACACAUCCGUCGGGAGUGCACGUCCACCACGAUGAAAGAGAGUAGGGCUUAAUCAGUUAGUCGAUAGGCAAAUUGGCUUAGAGGCAGCGACCGACCGGGUGGUUUACAGAACCAGCAAGCCCCGCCAGUGGCCAGUGGCCGAGUGGCGAAUCAACCCUUCGCCGAUAAGAGUCGCGUCGUGUCCCCGAUCCUUGCUAGGGUUUCCUCCACGGAUCGUGGCCCCGAAAUUGCCACCAAUGGUGAACCUCCACCGGGAAGUGUGAUAUCUGAUUCUUAUUUGUUUCUACCAACUGUUCGUUUCCCCGAAAUAUACGUUUGGUGUACGCGAAGAGGAGGGACACACGAGGACGCAGAUUCGCAGGAAUAGAGAAACUCUCCUCUUCCUCCCGAUGAUCCUCGAUGACCUCGAGGAUCGAGGCGAUUGUCGCAGAUCGACGUAACGCGCUCCGGCCACCGACUUUGAUGGAUGUUCGAGGGAAGUUCCGGCUGACGCGGCUGGUGGGCCGAUAAGCUGGCCGCGGUGUCGCGAUAAGGAAUUCUGGAGUGGUUCACGAGGGGAUUCGGAGAGCGGCAACUGCACGAUUGGACAAAGAGAAGCGGUAGAAUGUGCAGCUGAUCGGAAUGAAGAGACACUCUCUGCUGAUAUUAUGCUACUACCUGUGCACGCUCUUUGACAUGGCGGCCCUACACUUUCCCGAGGAAAUAUGCGAACCGGUACUUUCCACGGAGGUCGAAGGCUGGCAUAUUAAAGUCGAUAGCCUAUCGUCCAGUACGUUUCGACUUUCGGCGAGAAAGCGAGGGUACCGUUUUUUUCCCAAGAUCGAAAGGGAGUCGGAUCUCGAGUACGGGAGAAAGGAGUCCUCUUUGUCGCUCAAGGAUAUCCUCCCUUUGAACCCGAAGCUGUACGACAAGCACAGGGCGCCCAAGUUCCUGGGCCAGCCUACCAUCGUCUACUUCCACGUGACGGUGCUCAGCAUCGACUCCAUAAACGAGGAAUCCAUGACGUACGUUGCGGACAUAUUUCUGGCGCAAAGUUGGCGGGAUUCUAGACUACGACUUCCGGAGAACAUGUCCGAGGAUUACAGAAUAUUGGACGUAGAUUGGCUGCACAAUAUCUGGAGGCCCGAUUGCUUCUUCAAGAACGCGAAGAAGGUCACCUUCCACGAGAUGUCGAUACCGAAUCAUUAUCUUUGGUUGUAUCACGACAAAACCUUGCUUUACAUGUCGAAAUUGACACUCGUCCUCUCCUGCGCGAUGAAGUUCGAGUCUUACCCCCACGAUACUCAAAUUUGCUCAAUGAUGAUCGAAAGUUUGUCGCACACCACCCAGGAUCUGGUGUUCAUAUGGAACAUGACCGACCCCCUGGUGGUGAAUCCAGAGAUCGAGCUACCCCAGCUGGACAUCUCGAACAAUUACACGACCGACUGCACGAUCGAAUACUCGACAGGGAACUUCACCUGCAUUCAGAUAGUGUUCAAUCUUCGGCGCAGGCUCGGCUAUCACCUGUUCCACACGUACAUACCGUCCGCGCUGAUCGUGGUCAUGUCCUGGAUCGCGUUCUGGAUCAAACCCGAGGCGAUCCCGGCCCGGGUCACCCUCGGCGUGACGUCACUGCUGACCCUCGCUACUCAGAACACGCAGUCUCAGCAAUCACUGCCGCCCGUCUCCUACGUGAAGGCCAUCGACGUGUGGAUGUCCUCGUGCAGCGUGUUCGUGUUCCUCUCGCUCAUGGAAUUCGCCGUGGUGAACAAUUACAUGGGGCCGGUCGCCACCAAGGCGAUGAAGGGCUACUCGGACGAGGACCUCAGAGAAGCCAUCGACGAGUUCAAAACACCGAUGAGGAACGAUUCGGAGAGGAACAGAAGCCCGGUGAGGCCAGCGACCGUUCAAUACGACACGUGCUGCCAGGGUCGAGCGACUGCGAUUUACAUCGACAAGGUGUCCAGAUUCUUCUUUCCGUUCUCCUUCCUCAUCUUGAACGUCGUCUAUUGGAGCACCUUCCUGUAAAGGUGUGCAUCCGAACUGGGAGGGAUGCAAGAAAGGAGGAAUCGCCGAGGAUCGUUCGAUCGCCUCUUCUCCGCGAAAGGCUUUUGGCUUUGUAAUCUCUUCGACGAUUAGAAUCGAUCGCGUUGCAACGAAAAUCAGUAAAGUAUUCUUGAGAGUAAUCGAUGAUAAUCGAGUAUCAUCGAGCGAUUGAACGAAGAAUCGAACGAGACGAAGGCGGUUUUUCUACGAAUCAGAAGAAUUUCCACCGCCUUUUAUAUAAUAUUAUUAUAAACACGCAACGAAAUGAUUAAAUUAAUCGUAAGAGCAUAUCUAGCUGUUAAGAUUCGCGUUUAAGUUAUCACACUUUAAAUAAUAUAUCGAAUUGAAUUAA
Molecule: messenger RNA, 3157 nt
Organism: Apis mellifera (honey bee)
Lineage: Eukaryota; Metazoa; Arthropoda; Insecta; Hymenoptera; Apidae
Gene: HisCl1
Product: histamine-gated chloride channel 2
Exons: 9
Coding region: 1402-2787 (461 amino acids)
Biological process (GO): chemical synaptic transmission; nervous system process; chloride transmembrane transport
Cellular component (GO): membrane; synapse; neuron projection
Molecular function (GO): transmembrane signaling receptor activity; neurotransmitter receptor activity; extracellular ligand-gated monoatomic ion channel activity
Source: RefSeq, a predicted model, not a curated record